This is a messenger RNA of Fusarium verticillioides 7600, 2704 nucleotides long. RefSeq lists its product as hypothetical. Lineage: Eukaryota; Fungi; Ascomycota; Sordariomycetes; Hypocreales; Nectriaceae. The transcript is spliced from 2 exons. The record is from RefSeq and is a predicted model, not a curated record. The coding region runs from base 1441 to 1860 and encodes 139 amino acids.
CGUAACUGCACCAGUACCGGAAAUUCCGGCACUUGAGCAAAGAAUGGAUCCUUGAGGUCUUUUUGUCCAGCAAGAUCGCUGAGCCCAUGACGUUCAAAUUCUCGUGUUCUCUCGAUGCUCCGUGGGAUCAUCCAUGUUGCUAAAACUCCCAUUUGCGGAGUUUUUAUCAUCGAUCCACAACCCGAUGUUCUUGGCCUGGUGUUUUUGCUGUUUUCACGAUGCAAUACAACGUCAAUAGCUCAGACCACACUGUCAAUUAAUUCCUCUUUGGGCUUCCAGUUAUUGACGGUUUCUUUGAUGCGUCGACAACGCAGGGAGGAAUACGAGCAAGACUAGUCUGAGAUAGACAGGCAGGACCCUUGAGAUCAGUCAUGCUUAUUGAAAAGACGUGACUAGUCGUGAAUAGACAAUGCAGCAGCUAUUCGGCGGUGAGGUCAUGGGGUCACCGGCUCGGCACGUUGAUCGGACGAGGUGAAUCCUAAUCCGUGACACUAAUUAUUCAACAUUGAAGCUUCAACAGUAAUAAAGUAUUACCAAAUUAAGGCCAAAGAUAUGACCGGCCAUUCCGCAACCAGGUCAUCAUGAUAGCCUCAGUGUACUGUAGCCUUACUAUGAUAUUACAGAUCUUAGUGAGCCUGAGCCUCUUCGACGCGCUGGAGCUACGUUACGUCGUGCUGUUCACAGGACGACACUAGCUUCAAGCUGAGCUCAAGAAUACGAGAUAUUCCUCACCAAAAACAACCUAACGUUACCCCACAAUGCCCCAAACUGGGGACCAUGACCAGCAGAAAUCAACCCCUACACCCCUGUACGACGGGAAAUAUUCUGGGCCUGUCUAUAGUCAACUCAACUGUAAUGCGAGCAACCUUUCCGCGCCCACGCCAUGUCCUACCUUUAGGCUCUAUGUUAGGUUCUGUAUCCGCCCCUCGAAAUAGCAUACGGCGUGGCCUAGCCUUGCUCUGGCAUCCGUUGCUAAAGCCAAUUUUGGCAGCGAUGGCACCGGGAGACGGUCGAUACGAAUGGAGCUUGGGUAGCUUGGGUAUAUUCUCGGCCGGGAUGUGAUAGUCCAUCUGCCAUUCAAUGCCAGCUAUGACGCUAUAUGGAGACAAUCUAGGCUUGUCCAGCCUCCAGCCUUCCCGGUGGUGUUCUCGAUUUGGCUGUGGAGAGGCUGAUCACCCGAGGGCCGUGAUGGGUAACGUUAGAUGCAUGGCUCGUUCGUUCGAUUUCUUAGAGAUCGUUGUGAGAACUCAAGUAUAAGAAGAGCCCUCAGUCUCGUCCAGAUUCCUAUUCUUCUCUUGUAUCAUCACUCUCAACAACAACAAUCAACCACUCUCACCCUCUUCGAGCUUCCAGCCAAACACUCUUCAACACCACCACCACCACCACCACCACUACUUUCCUCUUCACUUACACACAAGCAACCCAACAACAACCGUCAAUAUGAAGCUGUCCGGUGUCCUCUCUGCUCUUGCUCUUACCUCCGCCGUCUCGGCCACCACUGUCUCCUACGACACUGGCUACGAUGACAAGUCUCGCCCCAUGACCGCUGUCUCUUGCUCUGAUGGCAAGAACGGUCUCAUCACCAAGUAUGGCUGGAAGACUCAGGGCAACGUCCCUACAAAGUACGUCGGUGGUGUCAACAUCAUCGAGGGCUGGAACUCUGCCAACUGUGGUGGCUGCUACCGCCUCGAGUACAAGGGCAAGAAGAUCAACGUCCUUGCUAUCGACCACGCUGCCUCUGGCUUCAACAUUGGCCUUGAUGCUAUGAACGCCCUCACAAACGGCCAGGCUGUCAAGCUCGGCCGCAUCAACGCCCAGGUCUACCACGCCAAGCCUUCCGACUGCGGUCUCAAGAACUAAACGGCGCAACUCUACGAUUUUAUGAGAUGCAUAUGAAGCUUUCUGGAUAGCGGACAUUCUUAUUCUUUCCCUCCUUAGAACUAUGGGUUUAAUACUUGGCAUUGGUUGGCGUUUAGACUGCGAUCUUACACAUAAUCUACCUAGAUACUACACUACACAUGAAUGAACAUAGAGCUUAAUUGCUUCCACUUUAAUUUUAUUCUUUGCAAUGCUAUGAGGUGAAGUGACUGAAUGAUAAUUCGAGACCCUAACCAUGUAGUCAUGCGGUUUGCUCCUUUUGGUCAGACUUCCUGGAGAUAAUACAGCUUGAAGAACCCGAUUGACAAGCCGUUACUCCCAUCAAAAAGUAGCACGUUAAGUUAGCCGUCCUACAAUAGCUCAUUUUGUACAUGUGAGAUCGUUAUCGUCCAACCCCCCUUCUGUUUCGGCAGCCUUUCUGUUUCGUUCCAACUGAGCCUGACAUCGACUUUUAUUCCCACUCCCUAAGCGAGGGAGGGGUCUCAGCACCCUCAGACGAGGAAGGCGAGGAAGACGAUGAUUCGUCGUGGUCGUCCCAGUUGUGUGAUGAAAUUUCAUUGAUAUCAGAUGGAGGGUCAGAUAGAGGAGAUGAUGGAGUGUCGGUCGAAAAAGACGAUGGAGGCUCAGAUAAAGGAGAUGAGGCACCCGUCGGUGGGCUCCUCAUGUUGGUCGAGUUUGUGUUUGACGGCUCUUCGUUACUGAGACUGUUGCCAUUUGUGAUAUUGACAUAGUCGGAUGUUGGCAUUCGGUUGGAUGUGAUCGGCUCUAGGAGUUUAGGAUCUGCAGCAAGUUCGUUGAAAUGGAUUCCACCUUCUUCCUGUUCUUC